Molecule: messenger RNA, 3686 nt
Organism: Heterocephalus glaber (naked mole-rat)
Lineage: Eukaryota; Metazoa; Chordata; Mammalia; Rodentia; Bathyergidae
Gene: Nup62
Product: nucleoporin 62
Biological process (GO): protein import into nucleus; RNA export from nucleus
Cellular component (GO): nuclear pore; nuclear pore central transport channel
Molecular function (GO): structural constituent of nuclear pore; phospholipid binding
Source: RefSeq, a predicted model, not a curated record
UGCGCGACCGUGAUUCCAUGCUCACGUCUCCCCACCCCCAAACUAGGCCUUGAGGACCUCGAGCUGUGGAAGGGCGGGAAAGGCAGUUGGAGGGAGGGCCGAGCGGUUUACUCACUCCAUGGCUGUGGAAAAGAGAGGCGGCGGCGGCCUCGGUUGAAGAAAGAAGACGGGAGCGGGAGCGAAGGUUGCAGACGCUGGCCGAUUUGCUUUGAGAGUUGGAGUAGCUGUUGCCACCAGAGUCUGAAACCAUGAGCGGGUUUAAUUUCGGAAGCACUGGUGCUUCCACAGGUGGAUUCACAUUUGGCACUGCGAGAACAGCAACCACCACACCCUCAACGGGAUUUUCUUUCUCCACUCCCGGCACUGGAGGGUUUACCUUUGGAACUCCCUCCCAGCCAGCUGCAAGUACCCCUUCAACCAGCCUCUUCUCACUCAACACCCAAGCUCCAGCAACUCAGACCACUGGAUUCACUUUCGGAACAACUCCUGCUUCCACAGCAACUGGCUUUUCCUUAGGGAUCAAUACCCCAAAGCCAAGCUUGAGCAACAUAGCUGCCGCCCCAGUUACGGCAAAUCCCAGCGGCUUUGGGCUUGGCAGCAGCACCCUCACCAAUGCCAUAUCAAGUGCUGUCACCUCCAGCCAGGGGACAGCAUCCACUGGCUUUGUGUUCGGUUCCUCUACCACCUCCACAGCUCCAGCCACCACGUCUGGAGGGUUCUCCUUCACCAGUGGAAGCACGUCCCAGGCUGGGACCUCUGGCUUCAACAUUGGCUCCCUGGGCAGUGUAGCCCAGGCCCAGCCCACGGCACUUCCCGGAUUGCCCUUCACUGCAGCCACGCCAGCAGCCACUGCAGCGGGGGCCACCCAGCCAGCUGCACCCACAGCCACUGCCAGCAGUGCAGGGCCCACCCUCUUUGCCUCAAUAGCAGCUGCUCCCACCUCGUCCACCACUGGGCUCGCCCUCUGUGUCCCAGCAACCACCACUGGAGCUCCUGGCGCUGGGACCCUGGGUUUCAGCCUAAAAGCCCCCGAAACCGCUUCUAGCACCUCAGCAGCAACAUCCACCACUGUGGCCACAGCCAGCACCACUGCCGCCACCGGCUUUGCUUUGAAUAUAAAGCCACUGGUGCCAGCUACAAUAUCCAGCGGUGCAGCAGCAGGUGUGACUGCUGCAUCUGGCUCCGUUGCAGCUACUGGGACAUCCACCUCUCCUGUGAUGACCUACGCACAGCUGGAGAGCCUGAUCAACAAGUGGAGCCUGGAGCUGGAGGACCAGGAGCGCCACUUCCUCCAGCAGGCCACCCAGGUCAACGCCUGGGACCGCACGCUAAUCGAGAAUGGGGAGAAGAUCACCAGCCUGCACCGUGAGGUGGAGAAGGUGAAGCUGGACCAAAGGAGGCUGGACCAGGAGCUCGACUUCAUCCUGUCCCAGCAGAAGGAGCUGGAAGACCUGCUGAGCCCCCUGGAGGAGUCAGUGAAGGAGCAGAGCGGGACCAUCUACCUGCAGCACGCCGACGAGGAGCGUGAGAAGACCUACAAGCUGGCUGAGAACAUUGAUGCCCAGCUGAAGCGCAUGGCCCAGGACCUCAAGGACAUCAUCGAGCACCUGAACACGUCCGGAGGCCCUGCUGACACCAGCGACCCACUGCAGCAGAUCUGCAAGAUCCUCAACGCACACAUGGACUCGCUGCAGUGGAUCGACCAGAACUCGGCCCUUCUGCAGAGGAAGGUGGAGGAGGUGACCAAGGUGUGCGAGGGCCGCCGCAAGGAGCAGGAGCGCAGCUACAGGAUCACAUUUGACUGAGCGCCGGCCUCCUGGGGUCCUGGGCUCUCGAAGCCGGAGUGGGGUCCGGGUCUUAAUUUGGGCUUGUUUCCUUCUUUCAAAUAAUUGGUGUUGAAAUUGUUCUGUGGUUUGACUUUUCCUGUUAACAAAUAGAAAGUGCUCUCUGUGUCUUCUGGUCAGGCAGCGACCUAGUGGGUGGUGUCUGUGUAGCUUUGGCCCCAUCUCACCUGCUGCAGCCACCCACCCACCCAUCACCAAACAACAGCGGAACACUGAUUCACCUAGGAAAAAUCUCCCAGCCAGGAUUGAUUGGGCAGCCACUCUGUCCAGCACGUAGUGACAGGCACAGUGGAGAAGGGCUGAGGUUAAGGACUCGGUCCUUGGCUGGCAGCCUUGGUGUACAGUAUGUGUACUCGUGAAAAUUAACCACUAAGACAAGUGAAUUGUGACCGGGACAGACAGUGGGCUAGAGUGUCAGAGGAGGAGACAGUCAGCCGAGAGGCCUGCGCAGGGAUGGAGAAAGGCAGAGUGUGCACCGGCUCGUCCUCAGGGCUCCCCUCACCUCCCCUUCUUAGCUGCACAGAGCUGCGGUGGCAGGUGACUGCCCUGGGUGUCAGGCACACCGAGCUGGAGGGGCCUGAGGCCGGCUACAUCACUGUGCUCACCAUUACAUUGUGAGCUGCUAAGGCGGGGACAGACUUGCUCUCCUGUGUGCCCAGCGCAAUCGCUGUCACAUUUAUUCAGUGACCGAACAGUGAAAAUGAAACCCAGCAGAACAGCAGUCCACAAAAAGGCCUGCUGAGAUGACCUCAGUUGCCAGAGACUUGGUUCUGAUCCUCCUCGUGCCAAAGUUAACUUAGCCACAGUAAGAUCCGGGUGUCCCAAAAGCUGAGCCUGGGCUGUAUCCCAGGAGUCUUUCGUGUUUGCUUUUAUACUUUGCUGCAUUCUCUGAAAUACCUAUGAUUAUAAAUAAAAUCAGUGUGUGAAACAAAACCUGUUGAUUGGGUAAGUGUUAGAAGAAGCUGGCGAGAGCAGGUUCUAGAAGACUCUGGGUGAGCUGCCAUCCCUCUGAAAGGCAGCAGCAAGCAGAACCAGCUCCACUGUGUAGAUGAGGCCGCCCUUGUGAAAGGGGCCACACGUCCAAGCGGCAGGCAGGCCUGCCCCAGGCCCUUUCCUGGAGAGCUCUGUCUCGGAUCGGUUAGUAGCAGGUCAUCUGCCACCAUCCCUCAGCCGCAGACAUUCCCUCCUCAGCAGCAUUCCUUACUGUCCGGCACCUGAGCUAGCUGGAGGGCUCUGGUUAUGCCUCAGCAGUGGGGAGCAGGUAAAGCCAGGUCGCAGGUCGUGUGGGAGGGUUCAUUCUGGGGUUCUGGCGCCUUGCUAUCUCAGCCCCUGCCCCCGCUGCUUCCCUCAGCAGGGGCCACUAAGCUAGGCCACACAUUUGGCAAUUUGUAACCGAGUUUCCAGAACUUCUUGGACCAUCUUGGGCUUUGCAGGAUGUUUGUUCCUGCUGAAGCCAUAGGAGAUGGAGGGAAAUAAACUAGAAAGAAACCCCAAUAAUCCCCGCUGCUGUUCCGGAGAGCUUCCUGCAACACAGUGGCAUUUUUCUACAAUCCAUGGGCCUUGACCCUGAUCUGGCCCCUCUUCCCAAAAGGAGGCCUUGAAUUCCCCUGGAAAAGAAGCAGCUUAUAUUUGAGCUGUUCAUUCCUUCCACAUCUGUUAUUGGAGCACCUGUUUCGUACCAGACCCAGAUCUGGCAUUGGAAUUAGGAAAUGGAAUGGUAUUUUUCAGUGCCCACAAGGUCAUAACUGACAGGAGUCAUGUGAUAAAGAAUAUUGAGUGUUCAUUUUUAACGUAUGUUUCUAUUUGCAUAUUAAAUGAGUAAAGCUUAAUUGCUUCCUUACA